Messenger RNA from Ostertagia ostertagi, 642 nucleotides. NCBI's taxonomy places the organism in Eukaryota, Metazoa, Nematoda, Chromadorea, Rhabditida, Trichostrongylidae. The record is from the annotation of a GenBank genome assembly.
AUGAGGGAAAGCGGAACGCCACCAGAAAAAAUUGCGGAAAAAAUUGAAGAAGCCAUCGAUGAGCUGACCGAUGAGGGCGCCAAGACGAGGGCCAAGAAGGCGUCCGCAGCAUGCAAGCGUAUUUUCGGCGUAGUACGUCGUUUCAGGAGAGGACGAGCAACACCCUGUCACUCUCGAAGAAGCCCUGGACAAAUAUCUACCUGGCUAAGCGAUGAUCAGAAAGCGGAACUGAAGUCACUCAAAGAGAGCGGUGAUAAGGAAACCAUCUACAAGAAAGUCAUGGAGUACUUCGAAGGUACCAGUGGUGAGACGAAAGACAAGGCCGCAGAAGAACUGAAGGGCGCUUGCAAACAUUUCAUCGAAAAACUCCUGGGAGCUGAGAAGGCGGCCGAAUAUCGUGCUAUGAGGGAAAGCGGUACGCCAGCAGAAAAAAUUGCGGAAAAAAUAGAAGAAGCCAUCGAUGAGCUGACCGACGAAGGCGUAAGAACAAGGGCUAAGAAGGCCUCAGCUGCAUGCAAGCGUAUUUUCGGCGUAGUGCGUCGUUUCAGGAGAGACCAGCAGCCUGACAUCGAGGAAGGCAUGCAAAAGUUCCUGACGUGGUUGACCGACGAUCAGAAGCAGAAGGUCAAAGCGAACGUAUGA